Molecule: messenger RNA, 1083 nt
Organism: Symbiodinium sp. CCMP2592
Lineage: Eukaryota; Dinophyceae; Suessiales; Symbiodiniaceae
Source: the annotation of a GenBank genome assembly
AUGGUCAGCCCGGAGAUGGUCUCCAUGGAUGAUGCAGCGCGAGGUGAGCGGGAAGAGGAAGAGGUGAAGGUGGAUGCCAUGCUGGCAAGGAUGGAUGAGCUCAUGGCCAUGGUGUCGAUAGCAACCAGCGACGAUGACUUUCGAGAAAAGAGGCAGCACAUCGCCAAGAAACUGCGAAGAACAUCCAUUCAGCUAAUGCGGACGGCAUUUGGAGGGAAAGGCAAGGAAGACGACAUGAGCGGAAGCGAAGAGUGGGAAGGAGCAUCGGCGAUAUCCCACGAUUCACAGCCUGCCCCUGCCACGAUCAAGGAACUCUUUCAACGCUCCCGCGAGGCAGACGAAGUUGCAAAGUUGGCCAAGCUCAUCUCCCUGCAGUCCAUCCAGCUGGAGGUCAGUGGCCAGCGAACCCAAGCGGCAGAACAGCGGUGCGAGGCACUGGAAGAGCGUGCCAGAGCUGCAGAAGACUGCAUCGAAGCCCUGGAGGCAGAGUUGACACUGCGACGCCGUCGUGCCGAAGUGCUGGAGCUACACAGAAGGCAGCUUGAAGCGGAAAAUGUCGAACUGCAGAGACGCCUCCAGAACCUGCACCCCGAAAAGGAGAAUAAAGAGGAGGGUUCCGCCGAGAGUCUGCACGAGCAGGCUACACGGCUCCUCGAAAAGCUCAGUCAGCCGCGAAGUAGCCAUUCGGUCGCAGCCGGCUUCAUGCUUGAGGGAAGUGUGUCACAAGCUCAUGAAGGUGCUGGGAGAGCUCAAGGGUCAUGUGCAGCAAGCGCCAGGCCUCGAGGCACCAGCGCGACAGCAACGCUGGACUCCAAGAGGUGUGAGAAUCCAGGCGACGUCAAGGUGAGAUGGGCAGAUUGGCAUGUGCAGCCAGGAGUGCAGCUGCAUUUUGAGCGAGCGCUCAAAGCCGCACCGAUGAAGGAAAUUCCAAAAGGACACGCCUCGGCUCCGACACCGCGCUUUGCUGUGACAGGAGUCCCCGUGUCUCGACGAACAUUGCCUGCUCGAGUUGAGACUGCAAGGAGCCCAUGGCAGGCUAUGACCUGGAACACGGCCCUUGUGCCUGGGAGGAGAGGAAAGUGA